This is a messenger RNA of Hyaena hyaena (striped hyena), 462 nucleotides long. It is a transcript of the gene SPINK8, whose product is annotated as serine peptidase inhibitor Kazal type 8 (putative). Bases 49 to 462 code for a protein of 137 amino acids. The record is from RefSeq and is a predicted model, not a curated record. Gene Ontology annotation, molecular function: protein binding. The transcript has 5 exons. NCBI's taxonomy places the organism in Eukaryota, Metazoa, Chordata, Mammalia, Carnivora, Hyaenidae.
UCUACCCUCCCAUCAAAGGCUGCAUAUUUUCAUAGCUACUCUGCCGCCAUGAAGGUCUUCUCGAAUGCCGUCCUUAUUCUGGCCGUCUCCGUGUGGGCCAUCUUUGCAGUUGAUACUCCUCUCCCCAUCUCUCAGGAAAUUAAAAGGUGUGACAAAUCAGUGGUCAAGUGCAUGGAGAAUAUAAAUGAGUGCUGGUUUAUCUCUUACCUCAAGCCAAGUGAACCCAUAUGUGGCAGCGACCAGGUUACCUAUAAUGGUGAAUGCCAUCUCUGCUCUGAAAUUCUGAAAACUCCUGAACUUUACCAUGCAGAAUUACAGAACUUGCUGAAUCACCAGAUGAUCAAGGGAAACAUAAUGGUUGCCACUUCAAGUAUCAUCCCCUGUGGAAGAAAAUGCUGGCACUGGAGGAAAUCAAUUGUUAGAGGAUCAAACUCCUUGACAUUUUGCUUCUUCAAUAAAUGA